UGAGAGUUAAAUCAUGUAAAUAUGACAAGCGUGGUAGCUAGUAAAUAGCUGGCUUGAAAAACAACUUUACAUCACUAGUUUUUAGUUUUCAAAACGCUGGGAUAAGCCAUGCGUGUCACUGCGGGUUUAUAAGUUAUAUGUCGCUGGUUAGUAAAGAUAGUUUUUAGGUGUAAUGUAUUACCUAUAUAAUGGGAUAAAAUGAGAAUUUGUUUGUUGUGCACAUUCCAGCUGUGAACUUGAAUCAAUUGGAUGCACCAAAGAACUCUGCCAGCAAGGGGUAUUUGAUGAUUCUCGAUAGCGGAAAUCAGUGAAAUAGAUGUGAUGUGAAUGCGAAAUUAUAUUUAUGUUGUAAAAUCAUCUGUUUUGCACGUUCUAUUAUAAGCAUUAAUGCACGGUGUUCUAGAUUAUUCAAGAAAUCAACGAACAGUGGAAAAAGAUCAGCUUUCUUUUAGUAGAUCUAUAAAGAGAAAGAAACUGUGGAUAUCGAGUGACGCGGACCGAAAGUACGGAUCUGAUAACAGACGUUUAGGCGCAUGUUCUCUGAUAAAACAUGUGAUAUCGAUUUCGAAUAGAGACUUUUAAGAAGAUAAGAUUAUCGUUUUCACCGGAUAGACUUCUUCACCGCCUGGCUGUACAUUUCUGACAUUUCUCACGCUGUAAUCCUCUACCGGCCGUGCAAUGGAAACGCCGUCGGACAACGGCCGCGACUAUCAGGCCCUCCGGAAAAAGCUUCUGGCUUCCCGUUCACUUUUCGUGGAUCCCGAGUUCCCACCGGAUGUGAAGUCCCUGAAUCCGACCGGAAAACUCUCCCGUCAGUUGAGUCAGAUCGGCCGAGUGGAGUGGAAGCGGGCUACGCAAAUUACACAGUUCCCAAAGUUCAUCUCGGCCACGGCUUCGCGAUCUGACCUUGACCAGGGGUCACUUGGGAAUUGCUGGUUCGUAGCCGCAGCCUCACUCCUGGUCAACGGUCCCAAACAGCACUUCGAGCGCGUCGUGCCGCCCGACCAAGGCUUCGACAAAGACUAUGCCGGUAUAUUCCACUUCAAGUUCUGGUGGUAUGGCCAUUGGAAAGAGGUGAUUAUCGACGACUAUCUGCCGACGGACGGCCGCCGGCUGCUGUUCACGUUCAACGUCGAGGAACCCGACGAGCUGUGGGGAGCACUUCUCGAGAAGGCAUAUGCAAAAUUGCGUGGCAGCUACGAGGCCCUAGAGGGCGGGAAGCUCACGGACGCCAUGGUCGACCUGACGGGGGGAAUCGCAGAGACGAUCUUCCUUGGCAAAGAUUACGAAAUCCCUAAGAACCUUUACGAGCUUCUCUGGAAAUCCUCUCAGAUGCACUCUCUCAUUGGGGGCAGCAUUUACUUACCGGAAGGUUCCUCGCAUCCGGAGGAGCGCAGAAGUAACGGACUUUACAUGGGCCACGCAUAUAGUAUCACCGCGCUAUCAGAGGUUCCACUGAACGGUCGGAAGUACCGUCUGCUGCGAAUAAGGAACCCGUGGGGCCGUAAGGAGUGGAACGGAGCUUGGUCGGACACAUCUCCAGAAAUAAGAAAGCUCCCCAGGGAAUUGAAAGUAAAGCUGAAUAUAACAGUGGAUGACGACGGGGAAUUCUGGAUGUCAUACGAGGACUUCAUCGCCAACUUCGACGAGUGUCAGAUGUGCCAUCUGCAGCCAGACGGGGUCAACCAAGAGCUUUCGAAUCUCACGAACAAGAAGAACUGGAGUGUGACGAUGUACCACGACGCCUGGCUCAAGGGGGUCACUGCAGGGGGGUGCGGGAACCCGCCCAAUCAGGACCUGUACUGGCGGAACCCCCAGUUCCAAGUUCACCUAGCGGAAACGGAUGCGACGGACGGCCACAAGCUGUGCACCAUGAUGGUUUCGCUGAUGGAGAAGGAGCGACCGGAUGUGGAGAGCAAGGUCGCCGUCGGCUUCGAUGUGUACCAGGUUGACAGUCGACAAAGGCGCCCGCUAGACGGCAAGUCCUUACCCCGGUCGGCUCUGAUACACCGAGAGGGAACCGGCACCUACCAGCACUAUCGGGAAGUCGCGCGCAGGUUUCAGCUGGCUCCCGGAUAUUACGUCAUCAUUCCUAGCACAUUCAAUCCUCAUCAGGAAGCGGACUUCCUGUUAAGAGUUUAUACGGAGAAGGAAGUCGAAUCCGAAGUCAUGGACGAACACGGUAGUCCUACGCCCCCGUCACGUCCCAUCGGCGAUCCGCUAGAGGCACUAUACCGAAAACAUGCAGGGGAAGACGGUAGAAUGGACUUUCGGGAGUUGGAGACAUUUCUUAUGGAUGCUUCACUUACAGUUCUAGAAGAUAAGAUCAGCUUCGGUAAGGAAGCGUGUCGCAGUCUUCUUUCACUAAUGGACAGGAACCAUUCCGGCUACGUAACCUUCAGCGAGGCCAAGGACAUUGUGAGGCAGAUCAAAGCAUACACGACUGUGUUUCGACAAUUUGACGUAAACCGGUCUAAUAAUGCAGACGCCAUCGAAUUAGAAACGAUGUUUCGAAGGCUCGGCUUUCCGGUGAGUCGAACCGUUUUGGCUUCCAUAGUACGGCGUUAUGGGGGCAGGGACGCAAAGAUCGAGUUGGAGGACUUUAUUGUGGUCAUGUGUAAACUCGUCGUCAUGUACGAUAUUUUCAAGGAAAAACACUUGAAAACUGGAGGUCAAACAGAUGUAGCACAUUUCUCCAGAAAUGAGUUCCUGCAGUACACAUUCUGCUAGCCUCUUCGACGAAGGAACAGUGAUAAAUACGAAUCCAGCCAUAAUACUCACGUCACUGAUAGUACUUUAGGACGACACAUUUAUAAAAUAUGACAUCGAGUGCUAAGCUUUAUGACGACAUAUAAUAUAAAGUGAUUUAAAAAUUAAGGACAUAACAGGCUGUACUACAUGGCGUUACGUUAUUUACCCUUCGACGCCAGAUUCAAAAUAAGAAUAAAUCUCAUCCAUCUAGUUAUAUUAUUAUUAUUAUUGUUAUAGCUAUUAUUGUAUUUAAAAAAAAGUUAUAUUUAGAUUAUUAAGCAUCUCAAAUUGUGUUCAUGCUCUGAAGAAAGAUGGCAAUUAAAUAAAUAUAUUUGAAU
This is a messenger RNA of Dreissena polymorpha, 3089 nucleotides long. RefSeq names its product calpain-9-like. Lineage: Eukaryota; Metazoa; Mollusca; Bivalvia; Myida; Dreissenidae. Gene Ontology annotation, molecular function: calcium-dependent cysteine-type endopeptidase activity; calcium ion binding. Bases 679 to 2730 code for a protein of 683 amino acids. The record is from RefSeq and is a predicted model, not a curated record. Gene Ontology annotation, biological process: proteolysis. Gene Ontology annotation, cellular component: cytoplasm. The transcript is spliced from 21 exons.